Messenger RNA from Vanrija pseudolonga, 2798 nucleotides. Its product is annotated as Nitrogen assimilation transcription factor nit-4. Gene Ontology annotation, molecular function: DNA binding; zinc ion binding; DNA-binding transcription factor activity, RNA polymerase II-specific. Gene Ontology annotation, biological process: DNA-templated transcription; regulation of DNA-templated transcription. Bases 123 to 2693 code for a protein of 856 amino acids. NCBI's taxonomy places the organism in Eukaryota, Fungi, Basidiomycota, Tremellomycetes, Trichosporonales, Trichosporonaceae. The record is from RefSeq and is a predicted model, not a curated record. The transcript has 4 exons.
GCCUCCCGUUCGAUGUGUUGUUCCCUACUCAACAUUGUCGUGUGAACGUUAACCGGUCCAGCAGCGCUGUCUUUGAUGGCGACGACAACUACCACAACUCUUGCACAAGCAGUGACUCUACAAUGAGCAAACGCGAUUCUUCGGCUUUGACCGACACCUCUGCCGGGAGCGGAGACGAGUCCGCUGGGGGGCGAGGCGACUCGCGCGGCGACUCGAAACAAGAAAACACGUCGAACGGCACAGGGGACAGGAAACGCGACGCAGACGAGGGCAUCGGACGCGUCCAGCUCGCGUGCUUCUACUGCCGUGCCAAACGGAUCCGUUGCAGUGGCGAGAAGCCCGUGUGUUCGGCGUGUAGCAAGACGAGCGCGAAGUGCGAGUGGCCUGCGGGGCGGAGAAGAAAACGCACGCGUCGCGAGAUGGAGGAGGCGCGCCGGCAAGAGGAAGCAGCACAGACGGCCAUCUCGCUCGGCGGCCUCGGUGGCAUCGCUCCAUCACGGCUUUCACUGGCGGCCUCUGGCUCGUCGUCCGGCGUCUCGUCGACAAUCCCAUCAGUCCCGUCUAUCCCACUACCGUCGCCAGGAAUUGGGCGCGACACGAUCGACCCGUGGGCUAUCACUUCGGCAGCUGCGAACUUUACGUGGCCCGCAAACUUUCUCCCAGAGGUGCCUGCGCAGGACGUUUUCUCCUUCGACGUGCUCGGCGCGCCUGCACCAAACGUGCUGAGCGCGGCUGUACAGUCUGGAUCGUCGGGCCUGAGCAGCAACAACAAGGUUGCGCCAACAAAGCUGGAUCCCACGCUCGCCGGCUUCCUCGACGACAACUCGCCGGGCACCGACCUCCGGCUGCUCCAGGCGCUCGAGAACCAGCAGGCGUACGUCUCAGGGGACCCAAACGCCGGCGAUGACCUCGAGCUGUGGUACUACCGCUUUUCUGGAUCUACGGCUAUUCACCCAGGCAUCAACCGCAUCUCGCUCAAGCUGCAAAAGAAGGGCUCUGGGCACACGCCAACGGCUGCGACCGAAGACCCAGCGUCGCCGCAGACGUCUAUGGGCCCUCCGCCCGCACCGGCGGAUCUGUGGGAUGCCAACGGACUGCCGCACCGCCACGUCUGGGACCCAAUAUUUGACAAAUUCACAGAGAACAUUGCGUGCCACUUCCCAAGUGUGAGCCGCAAGCGCAUGACGCAGCGAUACGACUCGGGUACACAGAGCGCGUUCCUCGCCAACUGUAUCCUCGCUGUGGGCGCGCGCUUCACCAAGACGGACCAACCCGUGGCAGCCGCCGCGCCGUUCGUGGCCAAGGCCCAGGAGCUUGUCGCGCCUUUGCUGCACCUCCCAGCGUACGACGUCGUGACAGGCCUGCUGCUCCUCGCAUGGGCAUGUUACGGCCAGGGCUCCGAGUCCGGGCUGUGGCAGUACAGCGGCAUGGCGAUCCGUAUGGCCAUCGACUUGGGCAUGCACGAGAACAGCGAGAUCUUUGAGUCUCCCGCCCACCUCGUUCGCAUCCGCCUGCUGUUCUGGAACCUGUUCGUGACGGACCGCGUCGUGGCCUUCGCGACAGGCCGCCCAGCAAGCAUCCCAGAAGACAUGAUCGAGAUCCCGCUACCCGAGAACGCCGAUUUCUUCCCCGAUCGCGCACGCGACGACAAGCCGCUCGACGAGCCCGUCCAGCCCGUGCCGUACGUCUACCUCGUGCGGCUAAUGGUGCUGUGUGGACGGAUAAGCAACGUGCUGAACGGGCGGCGGGGCCAUGCGCGCACGCUUGUGGCGUCUGACGAGCCGCUCGCCGAGAGACUCGCUGAGCUGCAGGCCCGCCUGGUCAGCUUCUACGCCGCGCUUCCAGACGCAAUGAAAUGGAGCGCCGACAACUUCAAGCACCAGCACUCGCGCGGCAACGGCGGCACGUUCUUGUCGCUCCAUCUCUGGGCGAACGCUGUCCUCGCGCUCGUGUACCACCCCGACCUGCUCAAGUCACCUUCUGGUGUGGAGACGCCUCUUGGCCGCAGCAUGCCACGCAACGUGCGUCUUGCCAUUGCAAGCAGUCGCCAGAUCUGCGAGUGCAUGGUGUUCGCCGACCUCGUCAGCCACACAUCGUACAUUGCGUCGCCGGUGGUCGUGCAGCCGCUGUACGUGGCCGCCAUGGCGCUCAUUCACGAGAUGCGUGCCGCGCAGGCGAGCGAGGCGGAGGGGAAUGCCAGCGAGCUGUUCCUUGUGUCGAUGACACGCCAGAACUUUACGACGCUGCUCAAGGCGAUCCUGAGCAUCGAAACCAACUGGGCCGGUGCGAGCUACGUCGGGUCGCUACUUCAGAAGCGCUCUGGUAUCUCGUUGCGCAACGCAGCAGCGUCCAAGCGGACCUUCAUUUCGCUCCCCGACCAGGGUAUGCUUCGGCGCUUCACGAGCGACCCGAAUCACCCGCACGACAUUGCGCCGGCCACCGAGACGUCUAUGCGGAACUCUGCGGCACGGCAGAGCAUCAAAGGAGAAGAGGGUGUGGAUGUGGUGGACGGAAGUGGCUCGCUCUGGCUAUCCGACCUGCUGAGCGGAUACUCGGUCGGAGUGUACAACGAAACUCCGGCAGACAGCUUUGACUUUGCGCGCCUGAUGGCGCUGAGCGGGGGUGUGGGCGGUGUCUUGGGCACCGAGGUCGGCGGCUUAGGCACCGACCCGGUGUCGCCGGUGGCGGAGUAGCGAGCCACGGGUGAGGGGAUGGGAGUGCCACGAGCCGGAUGUUAGUGUAUAGUCCCGACUGUAUUGUACCAGUGUGUGUAUGCUAUGAUGCCGUGUGCGCCGUAC